AUGUCCACGCAAGGCGGUGGCAAGGGCACCAUUGCCAAGCGCCUUGAAGCAGACUUUGGCCUCCGCAUCCUUGGAACAGGCGACAUGAUCCGACAACACAUCCGCGAAGGCACAGAGCUGGGCAAGAAAGUGCAAAGCAUUGUCCAAGCGGGUGGACUGGUACCCGACGAUGAUGUGGUGGACUUGGUCUUGGCUACCCUGAACGACCAGGCCGAUGGCAACUAUGUACUGGAUGGAUUCCCUCGCACUGUUCCCCAGGCAGAGCGUCUUGAGGAGGUGGUUGCCCCUCGUGCGAUCCUCAACAUUGACGUGCCCAGUGAGACCAUUGUCGAGCGUCUCAAGGAUCGCCUCUUCCACCCCGGCUCUGGCCGCAUCUACAACCUUCAAUUUACUCCCCCCAAGGUCGAGGGCAAAGACGAUGUGACGGGCGAGCCGCUUGUGCGUCGUGCUGAUGACGAGCCGGAGACGGUGCGAGCACGCCUAGCAGAGUACGCACGCUCUACAGCACCCAUCAUCAACUAUUAUGGUGACCGCGUCGUGACCUUCUCGGGCACGGAAACAAAUAAGAUUUAUCCUGAAGUGCAGGCCUAUCUCAAGGAAGUGCUUGGCGCAUGA
Molecule: messenger RNA, 615 nt
Organism: Monosiga brevicollis MX1
Lineage: Eukaryota; Choanoflagellata; Craspedida; Salpingoecidae
Exons: 7
Coding region: 1-615 (204 amino acids)
Biological process (GO): nucleobase-containing compound metabolic process
Cellular component (GO): cytoplasm
Molecular function (GO): ATP binding; AMP kinase activity
Source: RefSeq, a predicted model, not a curated record